AUGCGAACCUCGUAUUCACAUCCCGUAAUCUCUCUCGUCCUCGUCCUCUUUCUCCUCUUCCCAUCCCUCGUUUGUCGUGCGGACGAGACUCCCGGCAAGAGCAACCCCCCCAAGCCUCUCCGCAUCUGGUCGCCCAAGCCAGCCUCCGCCACCGCCCUGCCAGUGCUGCUCUUCCAACACGGCUUCUCCGCCCAAACUAUUUACUACUCUCGCCUGCUCUCCCGCGUCGCUUCCCACGGCUUCAUUGUUGUUGCCCCCCAGAUGUAUCCCAUAACCACCACCACCAAUGCAAUCCCUGAAAUCCUCUGGCUGCGCUCUCACCUCUCCUCCACCCUCACCCCUUCCCCCCUGUUUUUCUCCCUCUCUCCCUCCCCAUUCCUCCUUUCUCACUCCAAGAUGUAUCCCAUAACCACCACCACGAAUGCAAUCCCUGAGAUCCGUGCAUCUGCCAGGGUCAUAUCCUGGCUGCGCUCUCACCUCUCCUCCACCCUGUCCAACCGCUUCAAACUCCUUGCGUCUCCUGACUGGUCGAAAUUCGCUAUUGCCGGGCACAGUCGUGGAGGUGCUGUUUGCUUUGCCUUAUUGAGGCAGCUUAUCGUGCCUUCUCCGGUGCUUCUUAAGGCUGUUGUGCUUUUGGAUCCUGUAGAUGGUAAUCCCAAUGGUACCCGGCCUCUCCGCAUCUGGUCGCCCAAGCCUUCUACAGCCACCGCCCUGCCAGUGCUGCUCUUCCAACACGGCUUCUCCGCCCAAACCUCCUUCUACUCGCAGCUGCUCACGCGCAUAGCCAAGCACGGCUACAUCGUCGUGGCUCCUCAGGUGUGUGGAUGCGUGCAUUCGGUGUACAGAUGGGUAGGAAUGGGUUUAGUGCGGUGGUUAAGUGUGCAUCUGGUGCUGAUCUUCCAACACGGCUACUCCCAGCUGCUCACGCGCAUGGCCAAGCACGGCUACAUCUUCGUCGCUCUCCAGGUAUGCUUCGUGCUCAGAUAUCCAUUCCUAGCUCUCAGAUUUGUCACCACAUAG
Closterium sp. Naga37s-1 is the source of this 1020-nucleotide messenger RNA. Lineage: Eukaryota; Viridiplantae; Streptophyta; Zygnematophyceae; Desmidiales; Closteriaceae. The record is from the annotation of a GenBank genome assembly.